AUGGAAUCAUUGCUCGUUGGUGAUUAUAAAUCCAAGGUUAGCUCCGUAUUAAAUAAAAAUACUAAAGAGUAUGGCAAGGAAUUUCUAUUUGAUGGUAGUGAUGAAACAUGUUGGAAUUCACACCAAGGCUCACCACAGUCCAUAGUCAUUCAAUUUGCCCAAGAAAACGUUACAGUAAAACAAGUGAAUAUUAUGUUUCAAGGUGGAUUUGUUGGAAAAGAUUGCGAAAUUUUAAUUAUGACCAACGACUCUAAAGAUUUCGUUCACUCUUGUUAUUUUUACCCAAAAGAUAUCAAUACUACUCAAAAUUUCCCAGUCGAAUCAAAUAACACCAAUGUAAAACAAAUUAAAAUUUUAUUCCCACAAAGCACUGAUUUCUUUGGUAGAAUUACAAUUUAUAAAUUAGACAUCUUAGGUACAGCCAACUAA
Dictyostelium purpureum is the source of this 429-nucleotide messenger RNA. RefSeq lists its product as uncharacterized. The record is from RefSeq and is a predicted model, not a curated record. NCBI's taxonomy places the organism in Eukaryota, Evosea, Eumycetozoa, Dictyosteliales, Dictyosteliaceae. Bases 1 to 429 code for a protein of 142 amino acids. The transcript has 2 exons.